GCGGCCUUAGCUGUCAAUCACUGGGUCCCGGCCAGUAAAAACAAUAUACGUCUCUCCCGUCAUCUCCUGCAUAGUCCGCAGUCUCUGGUCAUCUCCUUUACUGUGUCCGCAGUCUCUGGUCAUCUCCUGUACUAUGUCCGCAGUCUCUGGUCAUCUCCUGUACUAUGUCCACAGUCUCUGGUUAUCCCCUGUACUAUGUCCGCAGUCUCUGGUCAUCUCCUAUACUAUGUCUGCAGUCUCUGGUUAUCUCCUGUACUAUAUACGCAGUCUCUGGUCAUCUCCUGUACUAUGUCCGCAGUCUCUGGUCAUCUCCUGUACUGUGUCCGCAGUCUCUGGUCAUCUCCUGUACUGUGUCCGCAGUCUCUGGUCAUCUCC
Molecule: messenger RNA, 375 nt
Organism: Staurois parvus
Lineage: Eukaryota; Metazoa; Chordata; Amphibia; Anura; Ranidae
Source: the annotation of a GenBank genome assembly